Messenger RNA from Ramularia collo-cygni, 849 nucleotides. RefSeq names its product related to JmjC domain protein. The coding region runs from base 1 to 849 and encodes 282 amino acids. The record is from RefSeq and is a predicted model, not a curated record. Lineage: Eukaryota; Fungi; Ascomycota; Dothideomycetes; Mycosphaerellales; Mycosphaerellaceae. Gene Ontology annotation, molecular function: 2-oxoglutarate-dependent dioxygenase activity. The transcript has 2 exons.
AUGUUGCGCCACGUGGUAAAUAACGCACUCAAACCACAACGCAGACAGUUCAAUGCUACAGGAUAUCAAUUGCAGUCAAUACCCACUCUCAGCGACGCCACUUUGAAGAGCUUUCGAGCCAAAGCCUUCAACCCAGCACUUCCAGUCCUUCUCCCCGGUCAAUUCACCCAAAUUCCAGCAAUAAAGACCUGGUUUACGACCGAGCCCGACUCAUGUUUCACAUCGAUCAAUCGCUUGCAUCUCGACCGAUUCGCAUCUACUAUUGUCCCGCUGGAAAUCACUCGUAAAGGCCAGUUCGCACGAGUAGAUCAACCACUGAGCUUCUUUCUAGAUGCCACCGCCUCAAAUGACCCGGACACGCAGGUCUAUCUUGCACAAGCUGAACUUGCCGACUUACCCCAAGAACUGCUGCAAGAUCUUCCAGUGCCUGAAUUUGUCAUGAGAGCUGGCAAAGGGGAUGUCUACAGCUCCUCCAUAUGGCUAGGAAGAGCUCCAACAUACACGCCUUUACACAGGGACCCGAAUCCCAAUUUGUUUGUGCAAUUGAAAGGACGUAAGGUUGUCCGACUGUACAAACCACACGUUGGGCUAUCCAUCUUUGAUGCUGUACAGGAGAGAAUUGGUGGGGUGGGGAAAGCAACUAUGAGGGGGGAGGAAAUGAUGGCAGGGGCGGAGAGGGAGGCAUUGGAGGAGGAAGUCUGGAAUCGUGAUGGUACCCAUGUUGGCGAGUGUUGGGAAGCUGAUUUGGGAAGUGGGGACGGCUUGUUCAUCCCCAAAGGCUGGUGGCAUAGCAUAAAGAGUCUUGGUGACGAGGGGGUGAUAGCAUCAGUGAACUGGUGGUUUAGGUGA